UCUUAUAGAGCUCCCGCGAUGCCAACACCACCACGUACCCCGACUGACGCUCGCACAUUGAUCGGACCCGACUCAAAUCUCGUGUCGCUUGAGGAAAUUGCCGCACACUUUGGACUUGCUCAUGACCAGAUCAACCAUACUCUCAACGCCUCAGCGGAUCAGCCAGAUAACCUCAUGUUCGUCGUACUCUUCAAGAGUGCCUACAAGAACUGGUACCGUCAUGGUAUCGUCUACGCCAAGACAGAUCUCCAUCUAUUACCAGGUUACGAGCUCCCCUAUCCGCUUGAGGGCAAUGAUGAGUUGAUGGAAGACUGUGGAGAUGAUGGCAGCGACAGCGACAUGUAUUCGGUCUCCGACCUAAUCGAUCUUCGCAGUCGAGCAGUCUCAGCAGCUUCGCUGAGAGUGGAACUGUCAUCAAACUCCUCAAAUCCCUCGACACCAUCCACUUCUGAACAUGCAGACAAAGAAGGAACAUACAGGCUACCUUCAUCCCACCCAGAAGUCUUUCCUCCCAUCGCUCUGUUCUCUCAAGUCCUUCCACUUGACAGAGUUCAUGGUUUCAAGUUCCUCGGCUGGCACGAGAUCUCGGAGACAGAGUUCUUCGCACCUGAUACCCCUGAACUGAUUGACAUGUUGCAACGCAAGGGAGACAGAAUUGCUUGGGAAAGCGGCGUGGAGCGUUGCGAAUGGGCCAAGAUCAGGUUGAUCAGGGAUGAGGCAACUGAGAGGGAGAGGGGUCCAUUGAGAAUUGCGAGAUUGGAUUGAGUGUCAGGGGUUGAGGAUAGUUCUGAAACAGUGUAAUGGGAUGCAAUGUGUUAUGACAGGGGCACAUGGCGUUCUUGGGAGCGAUUACUUCAAGUCUUCAACGAGAUGUUGAAGACGGAUAUGUUGUUAGUUUAUUGACAUAGCUGGAGA
Molecule: messenger RNA, 915 nt
Organism: Aureobasidium pullulans EXF-150
Lineage: Eukaryota; Fungi; Ascomycota; Dothideomycetes; Dothideales; Saccotheciaceae
Exons: 1
Coding region: 19-765 (248 amino acids)
Source: RefSeq, a predicted model, not a curated record